UCGUAGCGAGUGGUCGUGUGGUUCGGAGCCACAGCGCGCUUACCAAACCUUAGAAGUGGUACCUACCUACGUAUUGUACGUUACAUGGGGCAAUUACCAGCGCUCCAAUAACCUACCUAGUUCAAGGCACUCAUUCGAGUUUGUCAAGUCGUCGUCGGGGCCAAGAGAGUUCACUGCCAGUUCCAGCCAGUUCACUGUUUGACGGUGCAGGUCAUUGCCGUGCAAAUCGUUUGUUUUGUCUAUCCGGUUUGCAUUGCUGCACGAUGCUCAAUCCUUAUGUAUGCAGAAUACGAAAUCAAAUGAUUUUCGUAAUACUCUACAUGUUUUGCAUAUCUGGGUUUUGGAUACAAGUUGAAGCUAAUGGUUCUUUAUCGUUCGAUCCGGUUGUCAUUCAACUCAAAGAAGACCAUCAUGCAACACAUACAAAGAAUACUGUUAAGAGAGAUCAUGUACAUGGCAGCCACAAUAUCAGUAUCUUGGACGACAAAUUCAUGUUAGAUGGACAGACGCUGCACAUCAUGUCCGGGUCUCUGCACUACUUCAGGUUGCCAGCUGCGUACUGGCGCGACAGACUACGUAAACUUAAGGCGGCCGGACUCAACUCUGUCUCUACUUAUGUGGAAUGGAGCUAUCAUGAACCUGAGGAAAGACAAUACGUAUUUGAGGGUGACAGAGACAUAGUCAGAUUUAUACAAACGGCAGCGGAAGAAGGAUUGCAUGUUUUAUUACGGCCAGGCCCUUAUAUUUGUGCGGAAAGAGAUUUGGGAGGUAUUCCAUAUUGGAUUCUUGGCAAAUAUCCUAAUAUCAAGUUACGGAGUACAGACAAAGAUUUUGUUCAAGAAACACGAACAUGGAUGAAUACACUCUUCAGUCGGCUGUCUCCUCUAUUGUUUGGGAACGGGGGACCUAUAAUUUUAGUUCAGGUGGAAAAUGAGUACGGUAGCUACGGCAACGACAAGGCUUACAAAGAACAGGUCCGCGAUAUACUCCUGGAGCACGUGGGUUCUAAGGCACUGUUGUACACUACGGACGGGUACCCAGCGUCGUACUUCCGCGCGGGAGCUGUUGCGGGGGCACUCACCACAGUCGACUUUGGAACCAGUACUGACGUACCUUCAGCGUUCCGUGGGUUGCGACGUUUCAUGCCACAUGGCCCAUUGAUGAACUCGGAAUACUACCCGGGCUGGCUGACCCACUGGGGCGAGACCAUACAGCAAGUUAGGACCGAAGAUGUCAUCAAAACGCUGCGCAGCAUGCUUGAUAACAACAUAAAUAUUAACUUCUAUAUGUUCUUCGGCGGCUCUAAUUUUGAAUUCACUGCGGGUGCCAAUUAUGGGAAUAAAUAUGAACCGGACAUUACAUCAUACGAUUAUGACGCGCCCCUGUCAGAAGCUGGUGAUCCGACACCUAAAUAUUAUGCAAUACGUGAACUACUAAAAGAGUAUAAAUUUGAAGCGAAACACUUGCUGCCGCCAAUUCCCUCUCCUAAGGGUGCCUAUGGAACGCUGUCAGUACGCGCUCAACUUAAUCUCCUAUCUCCCGAUGGCCGCUCUCACCUAGGAAAAAAAUAUAAUGACGUAACUGGUUACAAGUUGCCAACUUUUGAGAAAUUACGUCAGAGAAGUGGCGUGAUUCUGUAUGAAACCACAUUAAACGAACCGAACGGAACUCUUACUAUAUUAAAACCGCGAGAUUGGAUAUACGUAUAUGUUGACGGGCAACUGGGAGGAAUUAUAAGCAGAAUGCACAAGAGAUACUCUAUAAAUUUGAUAUGCAACAAUAAUUCCGUAUUAUCACUGCUUGUAGAGAACCAGGGUCGAAUAAAUUAUGGAGAUUACUUGCAUGAUUUUAAGGGAAUUUUGAGCACAGUCAAUUACAACAAGAGAUCUCUCGACGGAAGAUGGACUAUAACAGGUUAUCCAUUGGAAGAUUUAAAAUUAAAUAAUAUUUCAAGUUAUGUGGAAUCAGAAGGACUGCAAGGACCCGUACUUUUUGAGGGUGAAUUUACUUUGCCCGCUGGGGAGCCUCUCGAUACCUUCAUAGAUACUACCGGAUGGAGCAAAGGUUACAUAUGGAUCAAUGGCUACAACCUAGGUCGAUACUGGCCAAGACUGGGACCUCAAAUAACUUUAUAUGUUCCUGGUGUAUGGCUCAAACCGGCGCCGGCGAGAAACCAUCUUCGUGAAAUGUCGGACGAUUUGAACUGUGAAAUUGGCCCGCCAUGCAGCUUAGUGCUAGCAGAUGGCACUAUAUUUCAUGGCAGAAGCUUCGGCGCCAAAGUUCCGGCUGAAGGAGAAGUCGUUUUCCAAACCGGCAUGGUGGGUUACCCAGAGUCCUUAACAGACCCAUCGUAUCACGCACAAUUAUUGGUCCUUACAUAUCCACUUAUUGGUAAUUAUGGAGUACCAGAUGAAAAGGAUAUUGAUGAACAUGGUUUACCCAGAUGGUUCGAAUCAAAUCGUAUAUGGGCAGCAGGUUUAAUAGUCGGGGAGGUCAGCACAAGGGCAUGUCAUUGGAGAGCACGCUGCUCACUAGGCUCUUGGCUGGCAUCCCACGGAAUUCCUGGUCUUUGCGAUAUAGAUACUAGAGCACUUACCUGCCGAUUACGUGCUGGCGUAACUCUUGGGCGCAUUGUACAGGGCACACCCCCUACAGGACCCCUUCCACCCUUAUCUGAUCCAAAUAGAAGAAAUUUAGUAGCUGAAGUCUCUAUUGCGGAACCAAAAAUUUUUAACCCCAAUGGAGAAAUUACAAUUAUGGCAGUCGAUUGUGGCCUCAAAUAUAAUCAAAUACGAUGCUUCAUCAAACGAAAUGCUAAAGUGAUACUGGUACCUUGGAAUCAUAGAUUAGAUCCAAAAGAAUACGAUGGACUCUUUAUUAGUAACGGUCCAGGCGAUCCUGAAGUAUGCAAAAAAGUAGUUGAAAAUAUUAGAGAACUUGUAUACAACAAAACUGAUAUAAAACCGAUUUUUGGCAUCUGUCUUGGACAUCAACUGCUGGCUACUGCAAUUGGUUGCAAAACUUUCAAAAUGAGUUAUGGAAAUCGAGGUCACAAUUUACCAUGCACUCAUAAUGGGACUGGUAGAUGUUUCAUGACAUCUCAAAAUCACGGAUAUGCCGUUGAUGCCAAUAGUAUACCAGAUGACUGGAAAGCAUUAUUUACUAAUGAAAACGAUAAAACUAAUGAGGGUAUUAUUCAUAAAACAAUGCCCUAUUUCAGCGUGCAAUUUCAUCCAGAACACACUGCAGGGCCCACAGAUCUGGAGUAUCUUUUCGAUAUAUUUGUUGAAUCUGUGAUAUCGUAUAAAAAUAAUAAACGUCCACUAAUUGAUGAAAUGAUAACAAAAAGAAUGGAAUUUAUACCUACAAUUCAAGAAAGGCCGAAAAAAGUCUUAAUUCUCGGGUCGGGGGGACUAUCAAUUGGUCAGGCAGGUGAAUUCGACUAUUCAGGUUCUCAAGGUGUAAAGGCAUUGCAAGAAGAAAAAAUUCAAAGUGUUUUAAUUAAUCCCAAUAUUGCAACAGUUCAGACAUCUAAGGGAUUAGCAGAUAAGGUAUAUUUUUUGCCCAUAACUCCGGAGUACGUAGAACAAGUGAUUAAAGCGGAAAGACCUACUGGAAUUUUACUUACAUUUGGAGGGCAAACCGCUUUAAAUUGUGGAGUUGAAUUAGAAAAAGCUAAAGUUUUUGAAAAAUAUAAUGUGAAUGUCUUGGGUACGCCAAUUCAGUCUAUAGUAGAUACUGAAGAUAGAAAAAUAUUUGCAGAGAAAAUUCAUGAUAUUGGAGAAAAGGUUGCACCAAGUGCAGCGGUAACUUCGGUAGAUGAAGCUCAAGCAGCAGCUUUACAAAUCGGUUACCCCGUUAUGGCACGGUCUGCAUUUUCGUUAGGAGGACUAGGUUCUGGUUUCGCAAACAAUGAAGAAGAACUUAAAGUACUCGCUCAUCAUGCUUUAUCCCAUUCUGACCAAUUAAUUAUUGAUAAAUCAUUAAAAGGCUGGAAAGAAGUAGAAUAUGAAGUAGUAAGAGAUGCCUACGAUAAUUGUAUAACAGUUUGUAAUAUGGAAAAUAUUGAUCCUCUUGGUAUACAUACGGGAGAGUCGAUUGUUGUAGCUCCAAGUCAAACACUUUCAAACAGGGAAUAUUACAUGUUACGUAAUACGGCCAUAAAAGUUAUACGACACUUUGGCAUUAUUGGCGAAUGUAAUAUACAAUACGCUCUUAAUCCAAAUUCAGAAGAAUUCUAUAUCAUAGAAGUGAAUGCGAGGUUAUCCAGAAGCUCCGCAUUGGCCAGUAAAGCUACAGGUUAUCCUUUAGCAUAUGUAGCAGCUAAAUUAGCCUUAGGCAUUCCAUUACCAGUUAUUAAAAAUUCGGUUACAGGAGUAACCACUGCAUGUUUCGAACCGAGUUUAGAUUAUUGUGUAGUAAAAAUACCAAGAUGGGAUUUGGCAAAAUUUAAUAAAGUCAGCACGAAGAUUGGAAGUUCAAUGAAGAGUGUAGGAGAAGUUAUGUCCAUAGGCAGAAAUUUUGAAGAAGCUUUUCAAAAAGCGUUAAGGAUGGUUGACGAGAAUGUUAAUGGUUUUGAUCCUAAUUUAAAAACUGUUAAUGAAAAUGAACUUCAAGAACCUACAGACAAGCGCAUGUUUGUUUUAGCAGCAGCAAUAAAAAAUGGUUAUAACGUAGAAAAACUAUAUGAGCUUACUAAAAUAGACCGAUGGUUUUUAGAAAAAUUUAAAAAUAUUAUAGACUAUUACAAAACUUUAACAACUGUUGAUAGUGGAACUAUAACACUUAACAUAUUGAAAAAGGCAAAGAAAAUUGGAUUCUCUGACAAACAAAUUGCAGCAGCUAUUAAAAGUACAGAAGUAGCUGUCAGAAAAUUAAGAGAAGAGUUUAAAAUUACUCCAUUCGUCAAACAAAUUGAUACUGUUGCUGCAGAAUGGCCGGCUUACACUAAUUACCUAUAUUUAACUUACAAUGGCAGUACGCAUGAUUUAGAUUUUCCCGGUGAUAUUACAAUGGUACUUGGAUCAGGUGUUUAUAGAAUAGGUAGUUCAGUUGAAUUCGAUUGGUGUGCUGUAGGAUGUUUAAGAGAAUUAAGGAAUCAAGGUAAGAAGACAAUAAUGGUUAACUAUAAUCCAGAAACAGUAAGUACUGAUUAUGAUAUGAGUGAUAGGCUAUAUUUCGAAGAAAUCUCGUUUGAAGUUGUAAUGGACAUUUACAAUAUCGAGAAACCAAACGGUAUUAUAUUAUCUAUGGGAGGACAGUUACCAAAUAAUAUUGCAAUGGAUCUUCAUAGGCAACAAGCCAUAAUAUUAGGUACGUCGCCAGAUAUGAUAGAUAAUGCUGAGAAUCGAUUUAAAUUUUCUCGUAUGUUGGAUAGAAAAGGCAUAAUGCAACCUAGAUGGAAAGAACUAACCGAUCUUGAUUCAGCAAUAACCUUUUGUGAAGAAGUAGGAUAUCCUUGUCUAGUAAGACCAUCAUACGUCUUGAGUGGUGCUGCUAUGAAUGUAGCACACUCAAACCAAGAACUGGAAACAUAUUUAAAAUCAGCAAGUUUAGUAAGUAAAGAUCAUCCAGUAGUUAUUUCAAAAUUUAUUAUGGAUGCUAAAGAAAUCGAUGUUGAUGUAGUUGCCGCUGACGGUAUCAUUUACUGCAUGGCAAUUUCGGAGCAUGUCGAAAAUGCGGGUGUUCAUUCUGGUGAUGCUACAUUGGUGACACCGCCUCAAGAUAUUAACAAUGAAACAUUUGACAAAAUAAAAGAAAUUUCUAGCAUCAUAGCAGAGACAUUAGAUGUGACAGGUCCGUUCAAUAUGCAGUUAAUAGCAAAAGAUAAUGAUUUAAAAGUUAUUGAAUGCAAUGUUAGAGUUUCAAGAUCUUUUCCAUUUGUAUCUAAAACUCUAGAUCACAAUUUUGUCGCCAUGGCCACCAAAUUAAUCUUAAAUAUUCCUGUUGAUCCUGUGGACGUAAUGACUGGCUGCGGAAAAGUUGGAGUAAAAGUACCUCAGUUUUCGUUCUCUAGACUUUCUGGUGCUGACGUUACGUUGGGCGUUGAAAUGGCAUCUACGGGUGAAGUGGCAUGUUUUGGCGAAAAUCGUUAUGAAGCUUAUUUGAAAUCUUUAAUGAGCACUGGGUUCAGAAUACCAAAAAAGGCUAUACUCUUGUCUGUGGGAACAUUUAAGCAUAAAUUAGAACUGUUACCAAGUGUGCGUGCAUUACAAAAAAUGGGCUACAAGUUAUAUGCUAGCAUGGGCACUGGAGAUUUUUAUACCGAACAUGGUAUUGAGAUUGAAAGCGUGCAAUGGACAUUCGAUCAUAUUGGAGAUCCUGAAGAUUCAAGGUUCGAUGGCGAACUUAUGCAUCUUGCAGAUUUUAUGGCAAGACGGCAGCUGGAUUUAGUUAUAAACCUACCUAUGAGGGGAGGAGCUCGCCGUGUUUCUUCAUUUAGUACCCAUGGAUACCGCACGCGAAGAUUAGCUGUUGAUUAUGCUGUACCUUUAGUGACGGACGUAAAAUGUGCAAAAUUACUAGUGAAGGCUAUGCAACAAUGUGGCGAUGCUCCAGCUCUGAAAACGCAUACAGACUGUAUGACUUCACGAAACAUAAUAAAACUGCCAGGUUUUAUCGACGUGCAUGUACAUGCCCGCGAACCUGGUGCUACGCAUAAAGAAGAUUUGGAUACAUGUACUGCCGCAGCUCUAGCUGGUGGUAUCACAAUGAUAUGUGCCAUGCCGAAUACAAAUCCACCUAUAAUCGAUCGCUCCUCAUAUGAUUAUGUAUCUACAUUAGCUCGUGUUAGUGCCCGAUGUGAUUAUGCUCUAUUUGUUGGAGCCUCAUCAAGUAAUUGUGAAACUGUAGCUGAAUUAGCUCCUCAAGCUGCAGCUCUCAAGAUGUACUUGAAUGAAACUUUCACAACUUUAACACUUGAUGACAUGAUUGUUUGGCAGAGACAUCUCCAGAACUGGCCAAAGAAAUUUCCGGUCUGUGCGCAUGCAGAACGCGAAAAGACUGGAGCGAUUAUUCUAAUGGCGUCUUUACUGGAUAGACCAAUACAUAUUUGUCACGUUGCUCGAAAAGAAGAAAUUUUAAUAAUUAAAGCUGCCAAAGAACGAGGUUUAAAAGUAACAUGUGAGGUAUGUCCACAUCAUUUAUUCUUAAACACAACAGACAUGCAUAGAAUCGGAAUAGGUCGUGCCGAAGUGCGCCCAGUUCUAUGUAGCCCUGAAGAUCAAGCUGAACUUUGGAAAAACAUAGAUAUUAUUGAUAUAUUUGCAACAGAUCAUGCACCACAUACUGUUGAAGAGAAAAAUUCAGAAAAACCGCCUCCAGGAUUUCCAGGCUUAGAAACAAUUUUACCUCUAUUAUUAAAUGCUGUUCACGAUGGUCGAUUAACUAUAGAAGAUAUCAUAAAUAAAUUUCAUAGAAAUCCCAGAAAAAUAUUUAAUCUUCCUGAACAACCUAAUACUUAUGUAGAGGUUGACAUGGAUUAUGAAUGGACAAUACCAUCUGCGAUGGAAUUUUCAAAAUCAAAAUGGACACCUUUUGCAGGCAUGCAAGUAUGUGGUGCUAUUCACCGUGUAACAUUACGUGGUGAAAUAGCUUAUGUUGAAGGACAAAUUUUAAUACCUCCAGGAUUUGGUCAAAAUGUUCGAGACUGGCCUGCACCUAAGAAACAAUCAUUUCCAAUAUAUUCCAUUGAAAAAACUGAAAAAGAACAAAGUCGUCCAAACUCUGCAUUAGACUUACAUUUGUCAGGAGAUAUGAGCCGACUUAGUGACCUUGAAUUAGACCAGAUUGACAGUAAGCAUGAGGGACAAAAUAAAUUGAAUGUACAUUUUAAUGAAAUAUCGGGAUUAAGAUCUGGAUCACCUUUGCCAGUUAGUAAUAGGCAGCGUUGUGACAGUAGUUCAAACUACAAUCCUCCGCAAGUACCAAUAUCUCACCGCCAACGUAGUGACCUGUUCGGCAAAAGCAUUUUAACAGUUGAUUCUUUUAGCAAAGAAACUCUCAAUGAUAUAUUUAAUCUAGCACAGUUUAUGAAAACUAGCGUAAAUAAGGGUCGUAAUUUAGAUGACAUACUACGUGGAAAAGUGAUGUCUUCUGUAUUUUAUGAAGUGAGUACACGCACGAGUUGCAGUUUUGCAGCAGCUAUGCAAAGAUUGGGAGGCUCUGUUAUUCAUACCGAUGCCACUAGUUCUUCAGCUAAGAAAGGUGAAACAUUAGAGGACAGUGUAGCAGUAAUGGCAAGUUAUUCAGAUGUUGUUGUUCUUCGUCAUCCAGAACCUGGUGCAGUUGCUCGGGCGUCACGUCAUUGCCGCAAACCGAUUAUUAAUGCAGGAGAUGGAGUAGGCGAACAUCCUACGCAAGCUUUACUGGAUAUCUUUACGAUACGUGAGGAAAUCGGUACAGUAAAUGGACUGACUAUAACCAUGGUGGGAGAUCUAAAGAACGGACGCACAGUUCACUCUCUUGCUCGUCUUCUAACUUUAUAUCAAGUUCAGUUACAGUACGUUAGCCCUCCAGGUCUGGGAAUGCCAAAACAUAUAAUGGAAUUUGUAGCAAAAAAAGGCAUACCCCAAAGAGUUUUUGAUAGUCUCGAAGAUGUGUUGGGUGACACUCACGUUUUGUAUAUGACUAGAAUCCAACGCGAAAGAUUUCAAAGUCCAGAAGAAUAUGAAAAAAUGCGUGGUGUGCUGGUGGUGACACCACAGUUGAUGACACGAGCGCGCCGACGGAUGGUCGUGAUGCACCCACUGCCUCGAGUCGACGAGAUCUCGCCCGAAUUCGAUUCCGACCCUCGUGCUGCUUACUUCAGGCAGGCUGAGUACGGGAUGUAUGUGCGGAUGGCCCUCCUUGCCAUGGUUGCCGGGAUUAAUCCUCUAGUGUAAUUUUGUGAUGUCAGUAUUGCUUGUGAUGUAAAUAUUAUAUUAUCUGACUACAAAAAUUAAUUGCAUAUCUAGACAUAUGUAAAUAUGAAUAAAGAUUUUUAUUUUUUA
This is a messenger RNA of Achroia grisella, 8990 nucleotides long. RefSeq names its product CAD protein (gene rudimentary). The record is from RefSeq and is a predicted model, not a curated record. NCBI's taxonomy places the organism in Eukaryota, Metazoa, Arthropoda, Insecta, Lepidoptera, Pyralidae. Gene Ontology annotation, biological process: L-glutamine metabolic process; carbohydrate metabolic process; 'de novo' pyrimidine nucleobase biosynthetic process. Bases 264 to 8882 code for a protein of 2872 amino acids. Gene Ontology annotation, cellular component: carbamoyl-phosphate synthase complex; cytoplasm. Gene Ontology annotation, molecular function: aspartate carbamoyltransferase activity; metal ion binding; hydrolase activity, hydrolyzing O-glycosyl compounds. The transcript is spliced from 23 exons.